AAACAAUUUUCAAAUAAAAAGUAUAUGUUGAGAUUAAAAUUAAGAAAAAUUAAUAAGCUUUCCAUCCAUAAAUUUCUUAUUCCAUAUGCACAUCUUGCACGUUGGAAUAAACCUAUUGGUGCAUGGCUAUUAUAUUUACCCUCAACCUGGUCUAUUAGUAUGGCCGCUUAUUCACAAACUAUGCCAGCUUAUGAUACUUUAUCAAUGCUUGGCUUGUUUGGUGUCGGUUCCAUAUUAAUGCGUGGUGCUGGUUGUACUAUAAAUGAUAUAUGGGAUCAAAAAAUUGAUGCACGUGUCGAACGUACAGCAAUAAGACCUUUAGCAUCCGGUACUCUAAAUACUCCUAAAGCUAUAGCAUUUCUUGGAUUACAAUUAGUUGGUGGUGCAGGUGUUCUUAUACAGCUUCCAGUUGAAUGUCAAUUAUUAGGGAUUAGUUCCCUUGUUUUUGUCGCAAUUUAUCCUCUUAUGAAACGAAUUACUUGGUAUCCACAGGUGGUUUUAGGGUUUACUUUUAAUUGGGGAGUUUUAUUAGGAUGGCCUUCAUUGGUGGGUUGGUGUCACGUGACAUGGGAGUCCUGUUUGCCAUUAUAUAUAUCAGGAGUGAUAUGGACAAUUAUGUAUGAUAUAAUUUAUGCACAUCAGGAUAAACGAGAUGAUAAAAAAGCUUCAGUUUAUUCAAUGGCUCUUAAACUUGGAAAUUAUACUAAACCUUGGUUAUUUGGACUUUCUAUAUUACAAACGAGUGCAAUGGCAUGGGCAGGUUAUAUAAAUGGACAUUCACCUAUAUUUUAUAUUUUUUCAUGUGGAUCUGGAAUGAUUUAUACAAUUUGGAUGUUACGAACUAUUAAUUUAAAUAAUCCUUCGGAUUGUUGGAAGUGGUUUAUAUGUAGUAAACAUGCUGGAUUAUUAAUGGGUAUGGGUCCUUUACUAGACUGGAUUCUACGGAUUACGUCAGUUAUGUGACGGGACACAUACGACAGUAAAAAAAAACGGUCACUUGAAUUUUCUU
Pneumocystis carinii B80 is the source of this 1009-nucleotide messenger RNA. Its product is annotated as 4-hydroxybenzoate polyprenyl transferase. The record is from RefSeq and is a predicted model, not a curated record. Gene Ontology annotation, molecular function: 4-hydroxybenzoate polyprenyltransferase activity. The transcript has 4 exons. Gene Ontology annotation, biological process: ubiquinone biosynthetic process. Gene Ontology annotation, cellular component: mitochondrial inner membrane. Lineage: Eukaryota; Fungi; Ascomycota; Pneumocystomycetes; Pneumocystales; Pneumocystaceae. Bases 25 to 963 code for a protein of 312 amino acids.